This is a messenger RNA of Dacryopinax primogenitus, 824 nucleotides long. RefSeq lists its product as uncharacterized. The record is from RefSeq and is a predicted model, not a curated record. Gene Ontology annotation, biological process: maturation of SSU-rRNA from tricistronic rRNA transcript (SSU-rRNA, 5.8S rRNA, LSU-rRNA). Gene Ontology annotation, cellular component: nucleolus; 90S preribosome; preribosome, small subunit precursor. Bases 1 to 621 code for a protein of 206 amino acids. The transcript has 4 exons. NCBI's taxonomy places the organism in Eukaryota, Fungi, Basidiomycota, Dacrymycetes, Dacrymycetales, Dacrymycetaceae.
AUGACUCCUCACAUCUGCUCAUCCUUCAUCAUGCCAAAAGCUCAACGAAGAGCGAGAACCGUAGCUCAUGACCCGCCGCUGCGGCCAAAGAAGACUCUGCCGUCCCUGCGAGACUUCGCUGUGAACGAGCGCGUAGAAAAGGUGGUAUCCGGUAGCAAAGCUGAUCAAACGGGCGACGCUAUUUUGGCUGAGAACGCCGUCGAGCCUGUGCAGACGCCGAAGAAAGAACGAGUUGCUGCACGACACGAGCGGUUAUUGAACCGGCUUAACAUACUCUCGAACAACUCCCCACACGCGCCUUAUGCAUUUUCCAAAUCUGCUUUGAAGCGAUAUAAGCGUAAAGCGAAGGAAGACAUACCGUUGUCAGGACUCGGGGCUGCGUUAGCAGAGGUCGGAGAGGAGGUCCAGCAGGAGCAAGAGCAGCGCGCGGAACAGAAGGCCAAAGAGGGCAAGAUCGGCGAGGGGAAAGAAAGGGGACUGUCAUCCAAACAGAGGAGAAAGGCGGUCGAGACUGAGGCAAAGCAUCUCAACGCAGUCCUGAAGGAUCCUACAUUUCGUGCAAAUGCCUUCGCUGCAAUCCGCCAGCACACAGCCAAUACCUUGGAGAAACGUGAUACAUGAGAAUCAUUGUGUGAUCUUUCAUCAUGACAGGUCAAAUCUGGCUGUCGCAUAGUCAUCGGACAUAGCUCUCCAUUUCCUUAUUCUGCCCUGUAUGUCUAAGGAGGAUGAAUCCUUGUUCCUUCUCCAUUGGAAUGGAGCCUGUAAUGGGCAUAUGCACAUUUACAAGUCCAGCCUAUAUAUGAACACUCUAGAGUAUAGCAGGG